UGACUAAUACUCCUCUUCUACUUCUCAGGAUGUUGGGAACUGUGGUGUCACCGCCAGACACCACACUUGCUAGGUGGUAGUUUUAAAUCGGCCGCGGUCCAUUAGUACAUGUCGGACCCGCGUGUCGCCACUGUGUGAUCGCAGACCGAGCGCCACCACAAGGCAGGUCUCGAGAUAAGGAAUAGCAUUCGCCCCAGUUGUACGGACGACGUAGCUAGCGAUGCACACUGACGAAGCCUCGCUCAUUUGCAGAGCAGAUAGUUAGAAUAGCCUUCAGCUAAGUCAAUGGCUACGACCUAGCAAGGCGCCAUUAGUAACAUUGCAUGUAUCUAAAGAGUCUCACUUGUAUCGCCACAAUCUCCAGAUGUACCAAAAGGAUGGAUUAAAGUUAAGUAUUCCAGAAGCUACGUACUUUUCUUUAUAGCAUUCAUUAUGUAUCCUGUUUCAGACCUCACGCCAUCCUGCUUUAGUUUAGCGCGUGCCUUUCGGCUUCCUCUCAUUGUGUCUAGGCUGUCUUGUCUAGACACAACAUUUUUGGCGACGAGUCAACGGAAAGGGUCUUGUUCUUUCUAAUUGCUUACAUUUACUUGUGUCAUGGCUUCGCCAGAUGUACUGUCCGAAUUUUAUCGCUUGCAGAAUCAGCAGAUGCAGGCGUUAUUGGAUGCCCUUGGACAGCUCGUCCAGGGUCAACGUGCACUGCAAAACGAUGCGGCAGCCGCCGCUUCACCGCUACCGCAGCCACAACAUGCAGUUGCACCACCAUUCCGUAAUUUUCAAGCAGACGUGGAAACAUGGACGGAGUGGUCACGCCAGUUUGGAUUUCAUCUCGCCGCCUACAGAAUUCAAGCGACGGUGCCGUCUGGUCAGCGCCCUUGGGACCCAUCUACUGGCUCGCCUCAUCCCCAGGUGUUACCGACGAUGCCUUCCAUUUUGCCCCAUGGCGACGCGACGCUGCCGCCGCCUGUCCUCCAGCCGGCGCCGCCCGCAGUGGACGCUUCGCUGCAGCCGCCAAGCGCCUCCCUGGGUCACGCGCCGCCGAUCGCUUCCCGUGACCAGCUGUCCUCCGCCAUGGAACUCUUGCCCACUCCGGACCACAUGGCGUCUUUGCGCGUCGGAUACCCCGACGCAAUGGAGGUCGGCCCUUCGGCCCCUCCUGUCUCUUUACGGGCGCAUACACCGCAUGUUGACGUGCACCCUGGACUAGGUUUUCAGGCGUUUCCUAGAUCCUCUCGGACCGAAUGCCCGGGUGCGGGUGGCACAGCCUCACCUGUUGUUAGGCUCCCCACCUCAUCGCAUACGUCAACAUGGGGUCCUCCCCACGGCGGGCGGAAGCCUUAUAACACGACCGUUCACCGAUUUGCGGGGGAGGAAUGUGGUGUCACCGCCAGACACCACACUUGCUAGGUGGUAGUUUUAAAUCGGCCGCGGUCCAUUAGUACAUGUCGGACCCGCGUGUCGCCACUGUGUGAUCGCAGACCGAGCGCCACCACAAGGCAGGUCUCGAGAUACGGAAUAGCACUCGCCCCAGUUGUAUGGACGACGUAGCUAGCGAUGCACACUGACGAAGCCUCGCUCAUUUGCAGAGCAGAUAGUUAGAAUAGCCUUCAGCUAAGUCAAUGGCUACGACCUAGCAAGGCGCCAUUAGUAACAUUGCAUGUAUCUAAAGAGUCUCACUUGUAUCGCCACAAUCUCCAGAUGUACCAAAAGGAUGGAUUAAAGUUAAGUAUUACAGAA
Messenger RNA from Schistocerca serialis cubense, 1734 nucleotides. Its product is annotated as trithorax group protein osa-like. The transcript has 2 exons. NCBI's taxonomy places the organism in Eukaryota, Metazoa, Arthropoda, Insecta, Orthoptera, Acrididae. The coding region runs from base 595 to 1404 and encodes 269 amino acids. The record is from RefSeq and is a predicted model, not a curated record.